Molecule: messenger RNA, 297 nt
Organism: Oppiella nova
Lineage: Eukaryota; Metazoa; Arthropoda; Arachnida; Sarcoptiformes; Oppiidae
Source: the annotation of a GenBank genome assembly
AUGGUGGUGGUGUCAACAUGUAACCGCACUGAAGUCUAUGCCAUGGCUGAAAAUGCCGAUAUGGUAUUAAAUUGGCUCGCCCAAACCAAUGUUUCGCACUUAAUGCGGGUUGCCAGUGGUUUAGACUCGUUGAUGUUGGGUGAACCGCAAAUUCUUGGGCAGCCAAACGUGUACGUUCUGAAACGGCAGUCGGCAGUCAUGCUGUCUCGAUGGGAUAUGCUGUUGCCCAACUCGCAUUGCAAGUGUUUAGUAAGCCUGAACAGCUUACAGUCAUGGUGGUUGCCGCAGGUGAAAUGA